This is a messenger RNA of Populus euphratica (Euphrates poplar), 1843 nucleotides long. RefSeq names its product transcription factor bHLH121-like. Gene Ontology annotation, biological process: intracellular iron ion homeostasis. The coding region runs from base 114 to 1094 and encodes 326 amino acids. Lineage: Eukaryota; Viridiplantae; Streptophyta; Magnoliopsida; Malpighiales; Salicaceae. The transcript has 6 exons. The record is from RefSeq and is a predicted model, not a curated record. Gene Ontology annotation, molecular function: DNA-binding transcription factor activity; protein dimerization activity.
AACUCGGUUACUCGGGUACGGCACGAACCAAUCCACGAAGAGAAACAGAAACGACCAUACAGUGGAACAGCUGAUAAGCUAUCAAUUGUUUGGCGCCCUCACGGAAUCCACCAAUGGAUCCAUUCACUGACUUCAAUCCUCCGCCUCCUCCUCCUGACCCGAGGCACGUGCCACCCACUCGCCCCAACCCCAAUCCCAAAUCCAGCGAGGCAGAGAUUAAAGAUAGUGUAUCGGCUAGGAAAAUUCAAAAGGCGGACCGAGAAAAAUUGAGGAGGGAGAGGUUGAAUGAGCAUUUUGUUGAAUUGGGGAAUACCCUAGAUCCUGAUAGACCUAAAAAUGACAAGGCGACCAUUCUAGCUGACACAAUUCAGCUGCUGAAGGAUUUGACAUCUCAAGUUGACAAACUCAAGGCUGAGUAUGCUACACUGAGUGAAGAAUCUCUUGAGUUGAGCCAAGAGAAAAAUGAUCUCAGAGAAGAGAAGGCAUCUCUUAAAUCGGAUAUUGAGAAUCUUAAUAUUCAGUGUCAGCAACGGCUCAGGGCUCCAUACCCGUGGCCUGCUAUGGAUCACUCAUAUAUUAUGGCCCCACCUUCAUAUCCCUUUCCCAUGCCAGUGCCAAUGCCUCCAGGGGCAAUUCCAUUGCAUUCAUCCAUACAGCCAUAUCCCUUUUUUGGAAAUCAGAAUCCUGCAGUCAUUCAUAAUCCAUGUUCAACUUUUGUUCCACGUAUGGCGCCUAAUACCUUGGUUGAUCAGCAGCCCGCCCAGCAUGUUUCUUCUCUUUCACAGCCUGCCAGUCGCUCCCAUGUUUCAGGCGAACAAGAUCUGAAGAAUAAAUCUUCAGGGGAGUGCAAGAUUGAGAAAAGCGAAGGUUCUAAUGAUGUUACCACGGACCUUGAAUUGAAGACUCCAGGAUCUUCAGCAGAUCAGGACUUAUCUUCAGGACAAAGAAAGUCCCAAAAAUCCCAGAGGAAGGAAAGCAGUGUUACAGAAAGGAGUUCUUCAAGUAGGUGUUCUUCCUCUCACAGUGUACAGGAUAGCUCACCCAACAGUGUAGUUGACAGCACAAAGCACGAUGAUUUAGACAAGUUAGAAUGAGCACAAGGAGAGUCAGUUUUGCAACUUUGACAGUGUCUCUAAUGUGGCUGUGUUAUUCGUACUUGGACAAAUGCAUACCUUUUGGCUUGGCAACCAAUGGAGUGCGCGGUGACUAGUGUCUCAGGCUUGGAGCUAAUGUUCCUAGCUUGAUAACCGACGCUCUGGUGUUUAUAAAAAGACAAAAGGGCAACGGGAGAAAGGGCUGUCUGGGUUAGGGAGAAUUGUGAUGAGUGAUGACACUUUAAUAAUGGGUGAGGAUAAAGCACAGUACCAGGGAUGCUGCUAGCCUGCUAGCCGGUCUCAAGAUCUGACAAGAGACUCUAUGAAUAGAAAGACGUUUUGAUACCCUGACAAUGGGGCAACUACGGGCUAAUUCUUAAAAGAAAAAUAUCCAGUAGGCUUAAGUGAUGAUACCUCGUGCAGAGAGCCUGAGGACCCCACUCACCGAGUGCUGAAAUGGACUUUACUGUAGGCUUAAUUCAUGCCGCUCAUACAGAUGUGUAUUGUCUGUGGUUAAACUUGAUUUAUCCCAACCAUUCCCGAGGAGGAGAAUUGCUGUCAGUAUAAUUAAUUCUAAGAUUCGAAGCUUGGAAUCCCAGCUAGCCUUUCGAGAGAGGGAGGUCUCCUACUUGAACCAAAAUCUGAAUCCCAGCUAUCCUUCAAGUGAGAAUGAUUGUUGAUAUGCCUCAAGCCUCCACUAUAUAAAUCUAAUCCUUGCUAAAAGUCAUUCUGGUUCCACCAUUGUCCCU